AGUCCCUUUCCAGCACCUUCUUUGCAGGAACGCGGGUCACAUGGGCCCCGGGCUGGAUGCGUGGGGAGGGCUAGAGCGCAUGCGCUAGGUGGGCGGAUUGCAAGUGGGGGUGGGGGCGGGCUAGGUGGAAAGCACGUGGCAGGUGGGCAGAGCACACGUGAGGGGGCGGGGCUGCCUGCGGAAGGGGCCGUGUGCGUGGGGUCGCUCUGCAGCUGCGAGUUCAUGGCGUCUCGGUGCUCCGAGCCCGACCCGGAGGUCUCCGGAGUGCCCACCGUCAGGAGAUGCAACGGCUCCUCCCUGUCUGGUGCCCUCUCCUGCUGCGAGGACUCGGCCCAGGGCUCGGGCGCGCCCAAGGCCCCUAGGGUGGCCGAGGGUCCCACCUCCUGUCUUCGGCGGAACGUGAUCAGCGAGAGGGAGCGCAGGAAGCGGAUCUCGUUGAGCUGUGAGCGUCUGCGGGCCCUGCUGCCCCAGUUCGAGGGCCGGCGGGAGGACAUGGCUUCGGUCCUGGAGAUGUCUGUGCAGUUCCUGCGGCUUGCCAGCGCCCUGGGGCCCAGUCAGGAGCAGCACGCUAUUGUUGCUUCCUCCAAGGAAAUGUGGCACUCGUUGCAGGAGGACGUUUUACAGUUGACGCUGUCGAGUCAGAUUCAAGCAGGCGUGCCAGACUCUGGGACGGCAGCGUCCGGCGGGACUCGAACCCCAGAUGUGAAGGCAUUUCUGGAAAGUCCUUGGUCCCGGGAUCCAGAGGCGGCCAGCCCAGAGCCCCUGCCGCACAUCCUCGCGUCCUCCAGGCAGUGGGACCCCAUGAGCUGCAGGUCCCUGGGCACGGACAAGUGUGAGGCACUGUCGGGGCUGUGCCAGGUGCGGGGUGGGCUGCCGCCUUUCUCAGAACCUUCCAGCCUGGUGCCGUGGCCCCCAGGCCGGAGUCUUCCUAAGGCUGUGAGGCCACCCCUGUCCUGGCCUCCAUUCUCGCAGCAGCAGACCUUGCCUGUGAUGAGCGGGGAGGCCCUUGGCUGGCUGGGCCAGGCUGGGCCCCUGGCCAUGGGGGCUGCACCUCUGGGGGAGCCAGCCAAGGAGGACCCCAUGCUUGCGCAGGAGGCCGGGUCUGUGUUGGGGUCUGAUGUGGAGGAUGGGACGUCAUUCCUGCUGACUGCUGGUCCCAGCUGGUGGCCGGGAUCUCUGGAGGGCCGAGGAGGCAGUGGCCCUGCGUGGGCCCCAGCUGAGAGCAGUCCACUGGAUGAGGGAGAGCCAGGCUUCCUAGGGGACCCUGAGCCUGGCUCCCAGGAGCUCCAGGACAGCCCUCUGGAGCCGUGGGGCCUGGAUGUGGACUGUGCAGGCCUGGCCCUGAAGAACGAGGUGGAGAGCAUCUUCCCUGACUUCUUUGCCUGCUAGCAGCCAGGCUGUGGAGAGGAGGCGGGCGGGGCCGGCGGAUCUGGAGCUGUGUGUGUCCCUGUCGCAUGCUUGGGCAUUUUAUUUUGGGUUUGGGUUGCAGCUGCACCCUAAUUUGAGCGAGGCUUACAGGCUGUGAGAAGAGGAUACUGAAUAUUAAAGAGGGAAAGCAGUUUUCCUGGAGGAAGCAAAA
Nomascus leucogenys (northern white-cheeked gibbon) is the source of this 1579-nucleotide messenger RNA. RefSeq names its product spermatogenesis and oogenesis specific basic helix-loop-helix 1 (gene SOHLH1). Gene Ontology annotation, cellular component: nucleus. Gene Ontology annotation, molecular function: protein dimerization activity; DNA-binding transcription factor activity, RNA polymerase II-specific; RNA polymerase II cis-regulatory region sequence-specific DNA binding. The record is from RefSeq and is a predicted model, not a curated record. Gene Ontology annotation, biological process: regulation of DNA-templated transcription; spermatogenesis. Lineage: Eukaryota; Metazoa; Chordata; Mammalia; Primates; Hylobatidae.